AUGCAACACCAUAAUGGGUCUGAAUCCAAUGUGAAAAGCAUCCAAGAGGAGAUAUAUGACCUCGAGCGCAGGCUGGAAGAUGCUAAACAGCGGCUGAACCGUGCUCAAGAAGCUCUGUCUCCCACCGAAAGCUUAUCCCCUCCAGGUCCUGGCUGCCUGUCAAUCCCGCACGCUCUCCUACUCCUAUCUGAUUCCGCCCUCCCACUCGGCGCAUUCGCCUACUCCAGCGGCCUAGAAUCUUACCUCGCGCAUAAUAAACAAUCGCAAUCACAGUCUCAGUCACCAUCACAACAUCGUACGAGUCAAAUAGAGUCCUUCCACCUCUUCCUCUCUUUCUCACUCGCAUCCCUCGCUAGCACAACUCUCCCCUACGUCCUCACCGCCCACAGACAACCCGACCAACUGAAAACGCUAGAUAAUGACCUCGACGCAUCAACCCCAUGCACUGUAACACGCCGCGCAAGCAUAGCGCAGGGCCUGGCACUGCUGAGUGCCUGGGAGCGGGCAUUUAGAGAUGCAUACACUUCCAGGAACGGCAACCCCACCGCAGACACAAAAACCAACGUAGCAAACAGUAUAAAUUCAUCAACAAAUCCACCGACCCCUUCCGAAAUCGCCAUAACUGCUCUAUCUUCGUUCUCCGCCACUCUCAAAACGUCCUUUCCAAAUUCCUCCUCUGACCCCAACAAUCAUCUAAACGGCCACCUUCCUCCGCUCUGGGCCGUCGUCUGUGUCGCCAUGGAUAUCGACAUAACUUCUACCGCCUAUGUCUACAUGCUCAACCACGCGAAAGCGGUGUUGAGCGCCGCCGUACGCGCGUCCGUGAUGGGCCCCUACCAAGCGCAAGCGGUGUUGGCCAGCCGGUGGCUGCGGGAGGUGAUAGAGUGGCGAAUUCGGACACAGUGGACUGUGCCGCCUGAGGAAGCAGGACAGGUUGUGCCGACGAUAGAUUUGUGGGUGGGAAGGCAUGAGCUACUUUAUAGUCGCAUAUUCAAUUCAUGA
Messenger RNA from Histoplasma capsulatum G186AR, 1002 nucleotides. RefSeq names its product urease accessory protein UreF. Gene Ontology annotation, molecular function: nickel cation binding. NCBI's taxonomy places the organism in Eukaryota, Fungi, Ascomycota, Eurotiomycetes, Onygenales, Ajellomycetaceae. The record is from RefSeq and is a predicted model, not a curated record. The transcript is spliced from 2 exons. The coding region runs from base 1 to 1002 and encodes 333 amino acids.